AUGUCUCGCUCUCGCAUGCCCGUCGUUCUCGGUACCGCCGUCGUCGCCGGUGCCGGCUACUAUCUCUACAGCGCAGGCGGCAAUGCCAAGGUGGCCGAAGCCAAGCUCGAGUCCGAUCUUCGGUCUGUUCGCGACAGUGCCACCGCCAGCGGCCAGCAGGCGCACACAGAGGCGCAGAACUUUGGCGCCCAGGCUGGGGCCAAGGUCGACGAGGCCCGAAACAAGGCAGGCCAGCAGUAUGCCCGCGUCACGGCUGAGGCCCGCGAGGCUGCCGACAACGCGGCCAAAAAGGCCGAGGCCUACGCAAAGGACGCGCAGGCCCGCAUCAACCAGGGCGCCGACGUCUUUGACAAAAAGGUCGAGGAGACUGCGGCCAAGACGAAGAGCAACGUGUCUAGCUGGUUUGGGGGGAAGUAG
This is a messenger RNA of Grosmannia clavigera kw1407, 417 nucleotides long. RefSeq lists its product as uncharacterized. The coding region runs from base 1 to 417 and encodes 138 amino acids. The record is from RefSeq and is a predicted model, not a curated record. Lineage: Eukaryota; Fungi; Ascomycota; Sordariomycetes; Ophiostomatales; Ophiostomataceae. The transcript is spliced from 2 exons.